This is a messenger RNA of Procambarus clarkii (red swamp crayfish), 1311 nucleotides long. Lineage: Eukaryota; Metazoa; Arthropoda; Malacostraca; Decapoda; Cambaridae. The record is from RefSeq and is a predicted model, not a curated record.
AUGCAGUGCAAUGACAACUGCACAGUUCAGCUCAGUGGUCACGAGGUAUCAUGUCGACGUCAGAGCUUAAAUCAGAGUCCAUGCAGCACCACGUCGACGUCAGAGCUUAAAUCAGAGUCCAUGCAGCACCACGUCGACACACAAAAGCAACAGCAGACACAAAACAGCAGACACAAACAGCAGACACAAAAGCAACAGCAGACACAAAACAGCAGACACAAACAGCAGACACAAACAGCAGACACAAAAGCAACAGCAGACACAAACAGCAGACACAAACAACAGACACAAAAGCAACAGCAGACACAAAACAGCAGACACAAACAGCAGACACAAAAGCAACAGCAGACACAAAACAGCAGACACAAACAGCAGACACAAACAGCAGACACAAAACAGCAGACACAAACAGCAGACACAAAAGGAACAGCAGACACAAAACAGCAGACACAAACAGCAGACACAAAAGCAACAGCAGACACAAAACAGCAGACACAAACAGCAGACACAAACAGCAGACACAAACAGCAGACACAAAAGCAACAGCAGACACAAACAGCAGACACAAACAACAGACACAAAAGCAACAGCAGACACAAACAGCAGACACAAACAACAGACACAAAAGCAACAGCAGACACAAAACAGCAGACACAAACAGCAGACACAAAAGCAACAGCAGACACAAAACAGCAGACACAAACAGCAGACACAAAAGCAACAGCAGACACAAAACAGCAGACACAAACAGCAGACACAAAAGCAACAGCAGACACAAACAGCAGACACAAACAACAGACACAAAAGCAACAGCAGACACAAAACAGCAGACACAAACAGCAGACACAAAAGCAACAGCAGACACAAAACAGCAGACACAAACAGCAGACACAAACAGCAGACACAAAACAGCAGACACAAACAGCAGACACAAAAGGAACAGCAGACACAAAACAGCAGACACAAACAGCAGACACAAAAGCAACAGCAGACACAAAACAGCAGACACAAACAGCAGACACAAACAGCAGACACAAACAGCAGACACAAAACAGCAGACACAAAACAGCAGACACAAACAGCAGACACAAAAGCAACAGCAGACACAAAACAGCAGACACAAACAGCAGACACAAAAGCAGGAGCAGCAACCAAAAAACAAAAAAAAAACAAAUACAAAAUUCAUGGGUGUUGAUAGCUGAGGUUUCUGGCUCAUCUCGCACAAAGAAUAAGGCGAUGCUGCAGGCAUAUCCCGUCUAUACGGUCGUUAGAAGAAGCAGGGGGAACAACCUGCCAAACUGGUUAAGCUAG